Messenger RNA from Emiliania huxleyi CCMP1516, 621 nucleotides. RefSeq lists its product as hypothetical. The transcript is spliced from 4 exons. NCBI's taxonomy places the organism in Eukaryota, Haptophyta, Isochrysidales, Noelaerhabdaceae. Bases 1 to 390 code for a protein of 129 amino acids. Gene Ontology annotation, biological process: proton motive force-driven ATP synthesis. The record is from RefSeq and is a predicted model, not a curated record.
AUGCUUUUUGGUGAGGCAGCCGGUGAUGACGAAGCAGAAACUAGCGCAGACGAGAGCAGGGCAGACCCGGGGACUGGGGAGCCGGAGCAGACGGCAUCAGUGGCGCAGACGGCGCAGGGACCGCGCUGGGGCGCGCAGGGGUCCGCCAUGUCCAUGGACCCGCGCUUCCCCGCGACUGGCGAGGCGCCGUACAUGAGUGUGCUCAAGGGCGACACGUUUUUUGCGCGCACCUUCCCCAACUACAAGAAGAUGUUCUUUGACAAGGGCUCCUUCCGCCCCGUCGUGCACGCGAUGCUGGUCGUAGGCUUCAUUGGCUACACGCUCGACUACUUUCAGCACCUGCGCUUCGAGCGGCACAGCUACAAGGAGAAGCAUUUGGGCGGCCACUGAGGCGGCGCGCAUACCGCUGGCUUUGCUCGAGGCUUGCGGCCCGCCGCGCGCGUUGGCCACGCGGUGAGCCAGAGCUCUCCUGUACUUGGGUCUUGAGCUGUGUGUGUGGUUCUCCCCUCCCCCCCCCCCCCCCCCGAUUCGCGACGCUGCGUGGUCUACGCACUCUCCACCCUGACCGUGGUCACACUGCACGACACAAGCAUGCGUAUCAUACACCGGUAAUUGAAGAGC